CAUCGUAGGCUUCGCUGCCAAAAAAAUGCAUUCUAUCACAAGGCCCAUAUUAUUCCUCGUGAUCCCCAUCCGAACAUACACCGUGACCAUCCAGCACUUGUGAUCUCUUUUUACCGUUCAGCUAUAUAGAUGGAGGUGGAAGGAGCGGCAGCGUUCUCAAGGUUUUCUCAUCUGCUCUCUUCUGAAAUUCUCAAUGUCGCCCUUUUUCUUCUGGGCUUGGUGUUCAGCAGCGACGUGCUCGCGUCAUCAGCGCCCAACAUCGUCGACGUCGGCUAUGCGAGAUAUCUAGGAAACAAGUCGUAUCCCAACACAGUAGCCUACCUGGGCAUUCCCUAUGCCGAACCUCCUCUGGCCGAAUUACGAUGGCGCGCACCGCUACCUCUGAACACGACUCGCAUCUCCCAAGAAGCAAACGGACAGGUCAUCAACGCCACC
Serpula lacrymans var. lacrymans S7.9 is the source of this 435-nucleotide messenger RNA. RefSeq lists its product as uncharacterized. Lineage: Eukaryota; Fungi; Basidiomycota; Agaricomycetes; Boletales; Serpulaceae. The transcript is spliced from 2 exons. The annotation marks the transcript as partial. The record is from RefSeq and is a predicted model, not a curated record.